AUGACUCAACUGCAUGUCCACGUCGUCUCUGCCUUACAUUUGGAACCAAAAGAUCUUCUCACACAAAGCAGCGAUCCCUUUGUAGAAGUCUCCUUUCAUGGUCAAACCAAACGAACCUCUGUGAUUCGUGAUUCUUUGAAUCCGUGUUGGGAUGAAGUCAUUCGUUUUGAUUUGAGGCCACAUGUUCUUACUUUGAAUGAUAUCUUGAUGAAAAGAGAUUCCAAGGAGGAGAGUCCUACCAUUUCUACUAUUUCUUCUACUACUGCUGCUGUUGCAUCUCGUUCCUCACCAUCAUCUUCUUCGAGACGAAUGAAUUUUCACUUUCCGAAAUUCUUUCACUCUUUCAACACCACCACCACGAAGGUUGGUCUCUCCUCUCCAUCUGCUUCUUCUUCAAACAACAACAACAACACCACCUUACGAUCAGAAACGAAUGCAUCAUCAUCACCAUUCACUGCCUCUUCCCACAGAGGCUCUCCUUCCUCCCAUUCAUUCACAGGUUCUUCUUCCUCCAAAACUGAUGCUUCACUCUUCUCCUCUCUCGGUUAUGUGCAUUUUCAAGUGUGGGAUUACGAUCGAUACAAACACAAUGAGAAAUUGGGAGAAUGUUAUGUGCCAUUGGGAUCCAUCUUUGAUGGUUACUUGAUGGAUGAGCAAUGGGAUGGUAAGCCGUGGUGGUUUCAACAUGCCACCCCUCUAUUGAUCGGUGGAAAGAGAAAAUCGAAGGAAAUGUUGACCGCUCAUGAUUCAGCCAUCCUGAUGAAGAAGAAUAAGGACAAUAAGGGAGGACUCUUGAUGGAGCGUGGUCAUUCACAACAACCUCUCACGGAAGAGGAUGAUCAAUUGACACAAAGUGUGAGCAUUGAAAGUUGGGCGACGACUGGGGAGGAUGAAACCAACAGUGGAACAGUUUCAGUACAUCCUCAGAGGAUCUCUCUCGAUGAUUUUCAAGAAGAUGGAGAAGCAAUGAGGACGACUAAUUAUUAUUCACCGUCACGUCUCAAUCAUUUGGCGGAGGAACAGGAGCAUGUCUUGUAUGGUAAAUAUCAACCCGUCACAAAGGAGUCAUUCAAUUACUUGUUUGAUGAGAAGGUUCAAGAGUUGUUGGUCCAAGAGGCGAAACAACCUCAAUAUUUGGAGAUGGAGCUUGAAAAAACUUCAAAGAGAUCAUUUCUAAUUGUGGAAUUGUAUUUGAGUGGGAUUGUAAGAUCGAGACAAUACUAG
Messenger RNA from Naegleria fowleri, 1224 nucleotides. RefSeq lists its product as uncharacterized. The record is from RefSeq and is a predicted model, not a curated record. The transcript has a single exon. Gene Ontology annotation, molecular function: calcium ion binding. NCBI's taxonomy places the organism in Eukaryota, Heterolobosea, Eutetramitea, Acrasida, Naegleriidae. The coding region runs from base 1 to 1224 and encodes 407 amino acids.